UCAUCAUAGGUCCCUUAGGCCACUUGGAUCUAGCACCUACCUAGGCCACUUGGAUCUAGCACCUACCGAGACGGGAAGCCAGAGUGAGAGCCGGGCCAGGGUGGAAGCAGACACAGUCACCGGGGUAACGGAUCUCGGAGGCGGCGGGGACCGGGUGGAUAUAGGCGACCAUGUAUGUGGCUCAGGCAGGUGGAGCAGGAAACAAGUCCAAAGCUGGGCAGGUGGGAUCAAGCGGAAGUGAAUCUGGAUCCUUCGGGCAGCAGAAGUACACAGCAGAGGAAUACCAGGCUGUACAGAAUGCGCUGCGUCAGAAGCUUGGACCCGAGUACAUCAGCAGCAGGCAGGCAGGGGGAGGACAGAAGGUGUGUUACAUCGAAGGGCAUCGGGUAAUCAGCUUGGCCAAUGAGAUGUUUGGGUACAAUGGCUGGUCGCAUUCCAUCACUCAGCAGAAUGUGGAUUUUGUGGAUCUGAGCAACGGGAAAUUCUACGUUGGGGUUUGUGCCUUCGUCAAGGUGCAGCUGAAGGAUGGCUCUUACCACGAGGACGUUGGCUACGGUGUCAGCGAGGGGCUGAAAUCUAAAGCUCUGUCCUUGGAGAAAGCUCGUAAAGAGGCAGUCACGGACGGUUUAAAGAGAGCGCUCAAGUGUUUCGGGAAUGCUCUUGGGAACUGCAUUAUGGACAAAGAUUAUCUCCGUGCUGUGAACAAGCUGCCAAAGCUGCCUCAGGGGGAUUUGGACGCGGCGCAUACUAAGCGCCAAGAUUAUGACGCUGCACUGGAAAAGGCGCGGUAUAAUAGCUUUCUGCAGGAACAGAAGCCCGUGGAGAACUCGCAUCUAGAGUCAGCGGAACGGCUGCAGCUGGGGUACAGCGACCAGUCUCCUUCCAAACAUCACCACGAGGACAGUACCAAGAAUAACCCAGACCCCAACCUGUGCAGUGCAAGCCACAGCUCUGAGUUUGAAGCGGGAGGAUCGGAGAUUGAUGCCACUUAUCAGCGCAAACUGCGACAAAAGCUAAUGCAGCAACGGUUCCGCGAGGAGAUGGAGAAGAAACAAACAGGGGGGUCCCUAGACCCAGGACCAGAUGGAACAUCUAACGCUCAGAGGGGUAGAUCUCAUAGCACUCCAGCCGCGCAGGCCUUGUCUGUCCCAGAAGACGAGUACCUGGCAGAUGAUCCAGAGCUUUGGGACUUCCCACUAGACCCCGUAGUGGUGGAUCAUUUCUCCAAUGGCAGCAUCCAGCGCUCGUCCACCUCCCUACCAGCUCCCGUAACCCCCCUUGGACAGCAUCAGAUGAUGACGCGGAGCAAGACCCCUCAGCGCCCAAACAGUACGCGCCAGGGAGUGCGGCCGAUCUCGUGGAGCCACGCACAUGGGAACCCAGCUGGACAGCAGAAAACAGAUAAGAGCCCCAAUUGGCAGAACCAGGGUCUUGCAGUGAAGAAGAGGCGGCUGGAUCCUUCCUGACUGAAACCUAGCGCCUCUGUAACUCAGAACCGCAGACUCUCCCGUGGAGCGUUAAAGGAUCCCGUCGUACGUUAAGCUGUGCGCUGUCUCCUUAUUACUGUACAUCAUGGAUUAUUGGAUAUUACCAGUCACAGGCACUCGGGAAGGACUCUGUACAGCGUGACAAAUCCAAGUAAUUUACUGCGGAUUACGUGUUAUUGGGUGAAUAUUCCGGUUGCUUUCAUUUGUACAGACUUGCUUUUAGUCAGUGUUUUAUAAUAUUGUAUGUUUUUAUAAUCUUCAAUAAAUUGUAUUAAUAUUAUUAAA
This is a messenger RNA of Pseudophryne corroboree (corroboree frog), 1772 nucleotides long. RefSeq names its product RAD52 homolog, DNA repair protein (gene RAD52). The transcript is spliced from 12 exons. Gene Ontology annotation, biological process: mitotic recombination; double-strand break repair via homologous recombination; DNA recombinase assembly. Gene Ontology annotation, cellular component: nucleus. Lineage: Eukaryota; Metazoa; Chordata; Amphibia; Anura; Myobatrachidae. The record is from RefSeq and is a predicted model, not a curated record. The coding region runs from base 171 to 1466 and encodes 431 amino acids.